Arabidopsis lyrata subsp. lyrata is the source of this 1936-nucleotide messenger RNA. RefSeq names its product 4-coumarate--CoA ligase-like 9. The transcript has 6 exons. Gene Ontology annotation, molecular function: CoA-ligase activity. Bases 63 to 1751 code for a protein of 562 amino acids. Lineage: Eukaryota; Viridiplantae; Streptophyta; Magnoliopsida; Brassicales; Brassicaceae. The record is from RefSeq and is a predicted model, not a curated record.
CGCAUGCGCGCUUAUUCACCGGCAACGAAAAGAUUAUCUCUAAUCGUCUUCACUCUUCAAGAAUGCAGACGAAAAACAACGACAGCCGUUCGAUUGACCGGAGCUCCGGCUUCGAUCAACGGACAGGAAUUUAUCAUAGUCUUCGCCCUUCUCUUUCUCUACCUCCUAUAGAUCAACCUCUCUCCACCGCCGAAUUCGUACUUUCUCUGCUCCGCAAAUCCUCACCACCAGCCACCGCCGGGAAAAACAUUGAAGCCUUAACCUUCCUAGUUAACUCGAGCUCUGGUGAUAGCCUCACUUAUGGAGAGCUUCUUCGUGGAGUUCGUUCUCUUGCUGUAUCUCUCCGGGAGCGAUUUCCUUCUCUUUCCUCAAAAAAUGUCGCUUUUAUCCUCUCUCCACCUUCGCUGCACAUACCAGUGCUUUACUUAGCUUUAAUGUCGAUCGGUGUUGUUGUUUCACCGGCGAACCCAAUCGGAUCUGAAUCAGAGGUGAGUCAUCAGGUUGAAGUCAGUGAACCAGUAAUUGCGUUCGCGACAUCGCAGACGGUUAAGAAGCUUCGGUCCUCAUCUUUCCCUCUCGGAAUCGUUCUGAUGGACUCGCCUGAGUUUCUCUCCUGGUUAAAUCGAUCGGAUGCUUCAUCGGUUAAUCCAUUUCAGGUUCGGGUCCACCAAUCGGACCCUGCCGCAAUCCUCUUUUCGUCUGGCACAACCGGGCGGGUCAAAGGCGUUUUGAUCACUCACCGUAACCUAAUUGCCUCGACCGCCGUGUCUCACCAACGGACUCUCCAAGAUCCGGUUGAUUAUGAUCGCGUUGGACUGUUCUCGCUUCCGCUCUUCCACGUGUUUGGCUUCACGAUGAUGAUUCGAGCCAUCUCGCUUGGAGACACGCUGGUGCUUUUAGGGAGAUUCGAGCUUGAGGCGAUGUUAAAGGCGGUGGAGAAAUAUAAGGUUACUGGUAUGCCUGUAUCUCCUCCGUUGAUUGUAGCAUUGGUCAAAUCGGAGCUAACGAAGAAGUACGAUCUCCGGUCGUUGCGUUCUCUUGGCUGCGGCGGCGCUCCACUCGGCAAAGACAUCGCAGAGAGGUUCAAGCAGAAAUUCCCAGAUGUGGAAAUUGUACAGGGCUAUGGCUUGACGGAGAGCUCGGGGCCAGCUGCGUCAACUUUUGGACCUGAAGAGACGGUAAAAUAUGGCUCAGUUGGUCGUAUCUCUGAGAAUUUGGAAGCCAAAAUUGUUGAUCCAUCCACCGGAGAAGCCUUGCCACCGGGAAAAACCGGUGAACUAUGGCUCCGAGGACCAGUCAUCAUGAAAGGUUAUGUGGGAAACGAGAAAGCGAGUGCGGAGACAGUAGACGAAGAAGGGUGGUUAAAGACUGGUGAUCUCUGUUAUUUUGAUGCGGAAGGUUUUCUGUAUAUUGUUGAUCGGCUAAAGGAACUAAUCAAAUACAAGGCUUAUCAGGUUCCACCGGUAGAGUUGGAGCAGAUUCUUCACUCGAAUCCAGAUGUGAUUGAUGCUGCAGUUGUUCCGUUCCCUGACGAGGAUGCAGGAGAGAUUCCAAUGGCUUUCAUAGUGAGAAAACCAGGAAGCAAUCUCAACGAAGCGCAAAUCAUUGAUUUCGUAGCUAAACAAGUUGCUCCGUACAAGAAGGUAAGACGAGUUGCUUUCAUAAAUGCAAUCCCAAAAAAUCCUGCUGGCAAGAUUCUGCGUCGGGAACUUACUAAAAUCGCCGUGGAUGGCAAUGCAUCAAAGCUUUGAGAUAACCGGCCGGCUCAGUUAUUAUUGUAUCGGUUCUCAGUGAAUAUGGGAUUUAUUGACCGGUUCAGAGGGAAUAUAUCGUUUUCUGUAUUCGCUUCAAUUAUUUAGAGUUCUUCUCUAAUCUGUAAUCUUUCACCAUAAGCAUACAUUAUACAGUUGAUCAAAAAAAAAAAAAAAAAAAAAAA